Petromyzon marinus (sea lamprey) is the source of this 9221-nucleotide messenger RNA. It is a transcript of the gene AFTPH, whose product is annotated as aftiphilin. Gene Ontology annotation, molecular function: clathrin binding. Gene Ontology annotation, biological process: intracellular transport. Lineage: Eukaryota; Metazoa; Chordata; Hyperoartia; Petromyzontiformes; Petromyzontidae. The record is from RefSeq and is a predicted model, not a curated record. Gene Ontology annotation, cellular component: trans-Golgi network membrane; AP-1 adaptor complex.
CUAAGCGUUGCCGCCGCCGCCGCACUCCCCCCGCGUGUUUACCCGGCGCCGGGGCUGCCGAGUCGCGGGGCGAGAACGCGCGAGGUUUUAUAUUUUUUUACACCUCGUGUUGAUAUCCAGGUGAACUCUCGCCGCCCGCCCUGCUAACGUGGAAGUGCCGCAGCGUCGGCUGGCGGUUGGGCGCGCCAGGGGGCUGGAGCAGGGAGACACUUUGCGGGUUUCUCUCGCGUUCGUCGUCAGACUAAAAGUCUGACGAGCUUGGCGGGACACUUAAUCUCCAUUCCACAUUCCCAUGACGAGGCUCGGAUGCUGCUGACGGACGAGCGAGCGAUCGAUCGAAAGAGUCUCGCCUCUCCGUGCCGCCACCAUGGAGCCCGACGUCGCCCCCAUGUACUCGUCCUCCCCUCCCCCGCUUGAUGACGGUGCCAUCUCCGACGAGGAGGAUGACGACUUUGGCGACUUUGCCGACUUCACGGCCGUGGCGGCACACGAAGACGCCUUUCCUGACUUGGACGCCGGCGGGGGCGGCCCGCCGCUCCCGGAGUCCGAGCCUCCGCGCCGCCCCCCGGCGGGCGACUUCCCACCGUACGUGGCAAGCGGGCCGACGGGCGCGCGCGGCGGCGCUGCGUCCGACGUGCGGAACAACAACGACGGUGGCGUCGGCGGCGCGGUGUCUCGAGACGACGAUGGGCCGGCGACGAGGCCGCAGGACAAGGCGAGGCAGAGGCUGGGCUCGGCCAAGCAGAGGCUCGCGGCGAGCCCCGACAGCUGCCACAGCAGCGACGCCAGCAUGGAGAUGGAAAGCGCCAGCAGCAGCGGCAGCAGCGCUUCGUCGUCAACGGAGCGAGCGGACGGCGGUAGCCGUGUGGCCUCGCGCGAUCCGGGCCUGGUGAAUGGUUUUGACGCGGGGCACCCUGCCAAGGGGACGGCGCCAAGCGAGGUGCACGAGCAGAGCUCCGACAUCGCGACGACGAUGGCCAGGAGGAGGAGAAGCGUGGAGCCCAGCCCGGCCUCCACGCCCUGCGCCAGCCCUUGCCCCAGCCAAGACGGUUUUGGUGACUUUGAGGAGCCAGGCGCCGAGCCUAGGCCCCACCCGGCCAGCGAAACGACUGCGGCGUCCUUAGACGGUUUUGGAGCGCCGGAGGCCAAUGGCACGUGGGGAUUGCCAGACCCGGCAGAAUCACCACUGGGCUCCGGUCAAUUUGCUGACUUCGUUGCCUUCGCCUCCCCCUCCCUGUCCACGCUACCGGACGGCGAGGAAGCGGCCCCUGGCGAUGUCAUCACUGAAAGUGAGCGCACAGCGAGAAGCACUGUCGGAAGCGGAGCGGAAGCGGACACACGGGAGACCGUGGACUCGGACGAGGGCGAGCCGCACACCGCCACGUGCUCCGCCGAGGUCGACGAACGCUUAGAGAGUCGGGCCGGUACUGCCGACACUCUCUCGGCCGUCGAAGACACGGAGUUUGCGGAUUUCAGCAGCGCUGCCUUCAUGGGUGGGGACGAUGUCGUCGCCGCCGCCGUUGAUGCCGAGAGAACUUGCCCGUCGGUGUCCGACGAUGCGAGCUGCUCGCGUGUUGCGGCAGCCAGAGACAAAAGCCAUCCUCCCUCGCACCUGGAACAACCCGGCGCCGAUGACUCCUGGGCAGGCAUCUGCGCCGAUGAGGGUGCUCCGACGAGGACGCCGCCUCUCACCGCCCCAGCAGAGUUCCCACCCAGUGACAAUGGCGCCGAUGGUGCGGCUCACUCCGCAGACUCGGAGCAAAUGCCCGCGGAGCCCUGUAGCACACAGGAGCCGCCCACAAACCUUGAAGAUGCCGAUGAUUUUGACGAUUUUGACGUGGCCGUGACCGCCACUGCUGGUGCUGCUGCUGCCUCUACUGCCCCUACUAUGCUCUCGGAAGAGCCGACGGGUGCCGGAGACGAGGAAGAGUUUGCCGAUUUCUCGGCGCCAGCUCCGCAGCAGUUGAGCGCAGAUGACGCUGAAGGGGAGGAUGAUUUUGGCAGCUUCAGAGAGGCGUCCGCGGCCAAGUCUCCCGCCUCCGAGGACGAUUUUGGCGACUUUGGCGCCGCCGUCGUCGCUGUCGCAGAUGGAGACGCGCAGGGCUCGCUCGCAGCCUCAGACUCGGCUGAGUUUGGAGACUUUGCGAGCGAGCAGGCGGCCGGGGCCGAUGGUGGCUUGAAGGACGGCGAUGGCUUCGCGGACUUCAGCCGUGCACGGAGUCCCCUGGGUAAGGAGGGUGAGGCACAGCAGCAAGACGAAGAGGAGGGUGGCUGGGCUGCGUUUGGGACGGCGCAGAGCAGCGAUGAGUUUGGGGCGUUUGGAGAGGCGCCCAGCGCCAGUGGUGGCACGGAUGGUUUUGAGUUUGGCCAGGGAGGAGCAGCAAGAGCCGGUCCAGCCGCUGCGGCUCCCGCUGGUGUCAGCACGCCGUCCCUGCUGCAGCGCGUGUUCCAGGCGUGCUUCCCGUGCCCCUCGCUGGCGUGGGCCGAGGAUGCUGUGGUGCCCCUCCGGGAGGUCAUGGUGAGCGCCCCCCAGGGGGCCGAGGAGGAGGUUGCCCACCACAGGCCGGCGUUGGCCCUGUGGGCGGAGCUGGUGGAAACGGACGACGCUCACGGCCUCAGGUACCAGUGGGGCGGCUCCCACACCAACAAGAGGCUGCUGUCGGCGCUUGGCAUCGACACGCGCAACAUCCUCUUCACCGGGCAGAAGAAGCAGCCUGUCAUUGUGCCGGUCUACGCCGCCGGCCUGGGCAUGCUGGAGCCCACCAAGGGCCCCAUGAACCCCAUCUCUGCGGCCGAGAAGAUCGCUUCCAUCGCGCAGGGCUCGGGCACGGCGAUGCCGGGCGGCGCCGGCAGUGCCGGCGCCGCAGCGUCCGGCGAGAGUGUUCAGGAGGGCGUAGCGGCCGCGCAGUUCGACUGGAGCGGCAGCGGCCUCAAGAACCCGCUGGACGCCAACGGAGCCUCCAGCACCCUUAAUCUCGAUUUCUUUGGGCCAGCGGACGAGUGGACGGGCGCCAGCCAGGGCGCGUCCAUGCCAGGCGUCGACCCAGAGCUGUUUGAGCUGACCACGGCCAAGAUGGAGUCUGCGAGCACGGUGAGCCGAGUGACGGACGCCAUCGCGCGCCUCAUGUCCACGGCCGACAAGACGCUCACCUCGGCGCGGAGGCCGCGUCGCGAAGAGAAGCUGAGCGGCGAGGCCCUGUCGGUCAUGGCCUCCCUUCCUGACCUGUCGUUCAUGCGCGCCAAGGUGCUCAUGUUCCCGUCCACGCUCACGCCCACCGCGCCAGCUUGCGGCGCGGUGGGCGUGGACGGGCCCUGACCCCUCGCUCGCUCAUCCGCCUGCCCGCCCGCCCGCCCGCUCGCUCAAUCUCUGUGCCCGACGCCAACGCCAAAACCACCGCGGAAUCGUCUGGGAAAGAGCGAGCCGGUCGGUGCCGGGGAGUUCUGUGGCGGGCGGUCGGGCGGGCAGAGACGGACGAAGUGAGAAUUGACCGAACGUCGCAGGAUCCCCGUCGGGUCAAUGAGUGAACUACUGUAUGUAGAACAUACGAGAUUGAUCUUUGUCUCCCGUCGCAGUCGUUAAUUGUAGUUUGAGCCGCGACGGACUGCGGCAGCUUGCACAUGUACACAUAAACCGAUGUAUCAUAUUGUUGUUUGGUAAGGGGAGGGGUGUGUGUGUGUGAGGUGGGUUGUGAGUAGUUGUGGCGAGAGAGCCUUCACCCUGAACACCCCCCCGCGUGGUGAGUCUGGGUCGACCGCUUGCACUUGACGUCCGCGCGUACUCGCACGCGGGGAGGGGGCGGUGGAAGCGCCGGCGGCCGCGUUUCCUAUUCCCUGUAGCGAAACUGGCGGCACGCGUGCGUGCCGUCUCUCCGCUUGUCCGAAUACAGCGAGCGCCGUUCGGUUUUAACUCCGCCCGCGGGAAACUUCCUCGCGAACCGCCAGGAGAGGUCGCUCACCGCACUCCUCCGCGUUAGGGGACGGUGAACCGGCGGCGGUUGACGAUCGUUUUAUUUAAGGGGCGUCGCUUUUUAGCAACCGAUUUGAGGAGCGCGGUAAUCGCUCGAGCGUGGGCCCAGCCGGGUUGGCGGCCCAGCCGGGUUGGCGGCCCAGCCGGGUUGUCGGCGUGCGUGCUGAGUUGAGGCCUUCCAGCGACACUGGCAACAGCGCUUUGAUUGGAAGACACUUUGCAACUCCAGGUGGUGAAAUGAGAUCAUCGCGUUUACACAGACACGAAACUUAACCCUACCUUUUACCUUCGCUGUUAACACCAAGCUUUACCGACACCUAAACCGGCUGACGCCAAACCUUACUCUCGCGCUAGGACUGAGCCGAGCGGUCUUUUUAGUUUCGGUUCUGAGCUUUUGCCAGCGUUGCCACAUUCACAAAAAGCCCUCGACUCGCUGUGAAAGGGUACUGCAAGUAGUGGACACUAACUACAGCUGACUGUAAGAUGAACCUGAGCCUGGACUCCUGAGUGAUCCUUGUACUGAGAAUGGGCCUGCCUGGCCCUGAAUGGCGACUGUAGAGAAGUUCAGUGUUGGCUUAACCGAGUGGAACUUGCCGAGUGGGUGAAGUAACCCGCUACUGCCUGGUUUUAUGGAGAAACCACAGUCGCAGGUGACGCACCACACGCACCCGGGGUGGCGUGAGUUAGCAGCGGUGGCUUCGUCAUCGCUUCCUUUGGCAGAUGGCAGCCGAGCGUCGGCGCCUUGGUCGUCACACCCGCGGGGUACCGGUUGAACUCCCUGCACGCGUCGCCUGCAUCGAUAAAUCAGUCCCAGGGUAGAGUUUGUGGCCUCGGCUGGACCCACGAGCCGCCACUCGCCACGCCCCGAGCUGCACGCCGGCAGCGUUGCCAACCGCAAGGUGCAUUUGCGGACGCUCCUUGUAAACCUUGCUUCCUUUAAUGGGUCCAAAUAAUGCGUCCAUUCGAGCACCUGUACAUUUUACAUGAAUUAUCUUUUCCAAAAAAAGUAACCGUCCAACCCAGCGGGGGUCGGGGGUGUGGGUGGGGAUUCUCGCGAUGUUCUGCGCUCGCUCGAUACCACGCACAAGGCCCCCUUUGCUGCUCGACAUGGACACCCAUGGAUAAUUCACCCCCCACUCACCCCACCCUCCAAACUUCUAAAUUAUUCCUACUCUUACGACUUUUAACAAAUGUCAAAGGCGUAAAUGAGUGCCAUUCUUUACGUACUUGUCAUGUUCCUAAAUUAAGCGAUUGGUCCGUUUGAAAAAAAAAAAAGAGGCCUAUCUGUGUGCUCGACAACCACGUGGGUGGAUUGACGGGGCCACGCGUUCUCUGGGAUGUUACGACGCUCGAAUCGUCGACUCAAUUCUUCUCUUGCACUCGCGUGUAUCCGAUUUGCGUGCGUGUAAUAAUUGUUUCAGAUUCGUUGCAUUUCGCGAUUGGCUCACGGGAGGAGAGGGUAAAGCUCCGAUGCGUGCACUGUAGGUGUGUAACGGUUUGCCGCUCGAUAUACGCAACGAGACUAGCGUCGAAUCGCGCGCGUCAAGACUCUGCUCUUACUAUGCAUAACGACGAUAUGCAAAGUUCGCCACAUCGCGCGCGGAACAAAUGACAGAACAAGUGACACCGUGUAGAUAGUAGAAACAUGACACAGCACAAACUAGACAGACUGAGAUAAUAUGUAAUUGGUUGUCCGAUGUAAUGGUGACGGAAUCACGACGUCCACGUUCCAGGGGAACGAGUCGUUACAUGCCUACAGUGCACCGUGGCGGGGGUGUGGGGGGACCAAGUGGGAGAGGGUGGGGUGGGGAACCAAGGGAGGGGGGGACCAAUGUGUGGGUCUAAUUGAGCGGUGGAUGGGAUGGAUAAUUACAUCCCCACUGGCCCUUGCGAUGAUCUAAAAUUCCAGCACUGUUCAAUGUCCAUUCCUGCCGCCUGGUGGCGCUGUGACUGCGUUUCGCUUUCGAGCGUUGCCUGUCGGCUAAAAAAAACGACGCCAAUCGGCAGCGUUUGCCCAACCCAGGCCACGCACUACACGACGAUUAUCCUGCGGAGUGGGGGGGCAGGGGCGGCCCGGAAAAAAAAAAACACGCGGAGGGACGAUGCUCAGACGCACGUGAACGUGGCCCUAUGAACGCGCACCGUAUUUAUUGCUGCGUAGUAGAACGGGAGUUGGGAGGUAGAGUUGGCCGAGUCGGCGUUCGUCGCGUCUGAAGCGCCUUCACUCGCCGCGGCGUGUUCGCGGUCGCGCAAGGGGGCGCCGAGUCACCGGCCCUCGGCAAGGGAGGGAAUGGCAAAUUUUUAACCGGCGGAUCCGCAACCCGGAUAGUCCGCCCACUGACAACCGGGGGUUGGCCGCACCUCGUCGUCCCCUCGGUCGUUGGCGGCCCUGUGCCAACGCUGUCGCCUUCGCACCGCCGCGCGGUUCGCUCGCGGGGCACGGGGGCCGCAGCGGCGGCGGCCGUGGUCACCGUUGCUGGGGUUCUGUGCCCUUUUCUUUUUCGGUCUUGGCCACAAUCCUAACCAUGUCGUGGCAUUAACCCUAACCCGGAUUCUUACACUAACCAUAGCUGCAGCCAUAGCAUUAACCAAAACCACUACCUUAGCAUUAACCCUGUUACUAAUCAUAGCCACAUCCUAACCAGCCCCGAAUACCAAAAGUGACCAAAUGCCUCUCCCUAAAUUUAGCCACAUCCCUAACGAUAUUCCUGAUCCUAACCACAUUCCAACACCCUAACUUUAUCCCUAAUACCAACCUUAAUCACACCCCCAUUAUCACGAACUUUAACCACUUCCCUUAACAUGAGCCAUUACCUCAUCUUAAUGCAAGUCCUAAGACGAGCAAAUAUCCGUAGCUGGAAGCCUUAGGCCGACCUCCACCCAUAGCCUCAGUCCUAACUCAUUCAUGUAAAGUACAUUGAAGUUGGCAAUUCAUGUGUUGUGUUAUAAUUGAGAAUUAAUUUACUGCCAGACAAUGCAAGUCACGUCUCGGUCGUGCAAGGGACUUGGCUGUAACAGAAUUCCACGGUCCAAGGGGUGAUAACCACUGCGGGGAGUCGAACCCCCUCACACUCGCGCGAGUGUGAAACGGGUCCUCCACACGGAGCAACGGGAGAGAGGGGCCAUGUGGACGUGGCGACAGCACCAGAGCCACGAGAGCUCACGGAGCCAGUCCACGUGGCCCGUUAGCAGCUGGGGCAGGGUUGGGGCCCAGGUUGGGACUUGUCGCUGGGCCUAGGAGGGGUGGUGUUGGCCGUGAGCCUCGGUGCCGGCUUCAGAGACGAGCAGUUCGGCGUACGAGUUCCUGGGCCGCGGUGAAAAUCGGUAACGGGCAGAUUUGGCGGUAAUUUAUUUGUAAGGUCAGUAAGAGUAAAUUAUGUCACGUAUUUAUUCAUUUGACGGCACAAUUCGCUUUUACUAAAAACCCACCACUAAGGUUUUGCCACUCAUGGAAAACAUUUCAAGCUGUAGAGGUGAACAUCUGAUGUGGGCCCACGGACUCCGCGUGUUGUAGGCCCCGCCACCCACCGUGCCUUUCUGGCCCUUUAAAUAGGCGCACUUCAGUCGCAGAAAAUUCUCCGCCAUUGUCAUCGGGCUGAAACGGGGUGAAUAUUUGUUCUUGUGUCCGCAACGAAAGAAACUUAACGAGUCCAAAAAGUGGACGCGUGUUGGCUUUGAACUCGCGAGUGUUCUUGUUAGGGGUAGAGAUAGGGUCAGCCCAAACCCACGUGGUGUUAUGAGUCCAACUUUGAAUCCAUGUUUUAUUUACAUUUGGGUUGCUCGUCUCUUUUCAGGGAAGUGUCUCUCGCCGUCUCUCCGUUCGUCUCCGCCUGUCAUCUUAUUUCAAUCGCGUCGACGGCACGCGUCUCCCCGUCACUGAUUCUGCGAUCGUCGUCGCGUUACUCGGUCGUUCUUUUGAUUAACAGUCAAUUGAUGUGAUGGUAAAAUGAUUGUGAAAUGGAUAGGAUGGAGACAAGUGUGCAAGUCCUUUACGCAGAAUUUCCUCUGCUCGCACCCAGAAUAAACUUGUACGCGUCCUUCUUGUUGUCAAACAAAGGCGUUUAGAAAGCAGCGAUUGAAAAUUGAGAAAUAUGCCACACCUGAUGAAUUCCAUUAAUUAAUCCGGGUCUGACACGGAUGCUCCUAUGAACACGUGCACACAUCACAGCACACCCAAUCCUGUAGGCCUGUUAAGGAGAAAAUUACUUUAAUGGGGGGAAAAAUGGGAAGUUAACUCUACUUUGCCGGAGGGUGAGGAUUAAAAUAUGGCACUUUCUCCUACCUCUCGGAGAGCGAGAAGUGUGGUUCAAUCGUCGGCGCUAUCGGAUGAGCAGCCACCACAGACGGCAACACCCCAGCCCUGGACUCGCAGGAGCCGCCCGUCCCACGGGAGAUGUCCCGGAACAGGGCCCUCUCCGAAUGGAGCUGUACAUAGCGAAUGCGUGAGAGCGGCCAGCUGUUUAUAUCCUUGAUGACGCCAUUGUAAUAUGUACAUAGAUUUCGAAUCGGGUGCAAUUUGAAGGUGGUGGUGGUGGUGUUGGUGGUAGCGAUUGAACGACAGUAUGCGUAGUUUAUAAUAUGUAAUUUAACAAACAAACAAAAUCCAGCUUAAGGGAAGACUUGAUCCGAUGAGCAAACAUCUCUUGUGAAACCGCGCCUUGGGCUGUCAGGAGUAGGAAUCUUUGGUAAAGAUAAAAAAACCUCGUUAAAUGGAAACGUCCCCCCCCCUCACCAUUUUUGAGCUCUAGUGAUAUCACAGUGAACUCACCGACGUCACAGUGACGUCUCUGUAAUAUCACCUGUGCACGAAUGGCAUUGACGCAGGUGACCAUCACCGUCUUUUCUUUUUUGACUUUCUCGUCGACGAAAAUCCCAAACUGGUCGGGCAGCCUGAGCCCCACAGCCCCGGCGGGUAUCUACCGCAAGAGCUGCCUGUCAGAUGGCCCGCGUCUUCCUCGAGGGCAAGCGCGAUUGUUUUAGUUUGAACACUGUAGCAGGUCCGACGUCUCCCCCUUUGCCUGCAUAAGUGUGACUGCUGCGCGCGUGUCAGCCCAGAGGCGCUGCUGCGGAUUAUUUAAGAUGCUUUACGUGAAAUGCCCACGUGUCUGUCUCGCUAUUUACAACAGGGUUUCUGUAAUGUUUCAUUUCGAACUUGUCAAAGACAAACUAGUUGGGCACUUCGAGGGCACUUUACCAUCUGCUUUGUAGAUAAACUGGCAAGGUAUUAAAAUUUCAAAUAAAAUAUUCUAAUAUA